Molecule: messenger RNA, 2397 nt
Organism: Saccoglossus kowalevskii
Lineage: Eukaryota; Metazoa; Hemichordata; Enteropneusta; Harrimaniidae
Product: scavenger receptor cysteine-rich domain-containing protein DMBT1-like
Source: RefSeq, a predicted model, not a curated record
AUGUAUCAGCUUACACUAUGGGUGAUGGUACUCUGCCUUGUUCAGUCUGGCAGUUCACAAACAACAGAUAUUGACGGCACACCGAACCAGGACACUACACCGAAACCAAUGAUUACCCAAGACCCAUGGGCAACACCCUUUUACUGUGGUAGAAGUUAUAACAUUCCAAGUUGGAGUUAUAUAGAGAUUACAUCACCAUUCUAUCCUAACGACUACCCUAAUGAUGCACGAUGUGACUGGGUGAUAUAUGCAGCGUAUUCCUACCGAAAUAUUUACGUAGAAUUCUAUAACUUCGAUACUGAGUCGUGUUGUGACUUUGUUUCCGUUGGUAACGGCGAUACACCUGGCGUGUCCGUUGUAAUAGACAGACACUCGGGGUCAAAAUUGCCUCAAAGUUUCUAUUCAAGUGGUAGAACGGUAUGGUUGAGGUUUUAUUCGGACAGUUCAGUGACUAAUAGUGGGUUUCGUGUACGCAUGUACGAUCAAGAAGCAUUUACGACUAAAGAUCGUCAAACAACAGAUGUCGAUUUUACCACUCCAAAUGUAUGGCCAGACAGAACAACGGAAAGAAUGAAUACCCAAGACCCGUGGGCAACAGCCUUUUACUGUGGUAGAAGUUAUAACAUUCCAAGUUGGAGUUAUAUAGAGAUUACAUCACCAUUCUAUCCUAACGACUACCCUAAUGAUGCACGAUGUGACUGGGUGAUAUAUGCAGCGUAUUCCUACCGAAAUAUUUACGUGGAAUUCUAUAACUUUGAUACUGAGUCGUGUUGUGACUAUGUUUCCGUUGGUAACGGAGAUACACCUGGCGUGUCCGUUGUAAUAGACAGACACUCCGGGUCAACAUUGCCUCAAAGUUUCUAUUCAAGCGGUAGAACGGUAUGGAUGAGGUUUUAUUCAGACGGAUCAGUGACUAAUAGUGGGUUUCGUGUACGCAUGUACGAUCAAGAAGAUUACGACUGUGUUGACACUUAUCAUCUACCACAGUGGGGAUCGAUUCAUAUCGAAUCACCAAAUUAUCCAGGGAAUUAUCCCAACAACUGCCGAUGUCAAUGGAUCGUGUAUGCCGAUGCGUAUUAUAGACGUCUUUACGUACACUUUAAUGACUUUGAAACAGAGGCAGGUUACGAUAACGUAUCUAUAGGCGACGGUUACAUAGUUGGUGAUAAUGUGAGAUUAGAUCAAUAUUCCGGAAGUUCGAAUCCACCCGCUAUUUAUUCCAACGAUGACGCUAUGUGGAUGACGUUUUACUCUGAUUCUUCCGUCACUCUUCGGGGAUUCCAAGCCCAUUUUCACGAAAUUGGAUCGUAUUCUACGUAUGAGCCAGUAACCACCGAUGAUCCAAAAACUACGGACGUACACACGACUACAGAAUACAUUGAAGAUGUGGUAGUUGAGUGUGGUGACACAUGGAUGAGAAUUGACAUCAGUCGCUCUAUUCUUGGUUCCAUAACUGAUGACGAUCUUCAACUUAUCGACCCUUCCUGCUAUGGUGCUGGAAAUGACACCCAUGUUAGUUUUGUGACGGACCACUCUGACUGUGGAACUACACAAACACAAACGACCGAGAACAUGAUUUAUCGUAAUAAAGUCAUCAAUCGUUGGGAGAUCGAAGACGUGAUUCGACGUGAAGCAGAAGUAGAGAUUCCAUUUCAGUGUAUUUACUCGAGAACAGGUCGUGCAGAAGCAAGCUUUGUGGUUAAUGAUGAUCAAGUCUUUCUGACGGAAACUGGUUAUGGUAACUUUUCAUUCACAUUGGAUUUCUACCCCGAUGGUUCCUAUAACGAGCCAUAUUCUGAUGAAGAGUACCCAAUAGAAGUGUCCCUGGGGCAGAUCCUUUUUGUCGGCGCUGCUGUUGAGACAAACCUGGAUGAUCUUGAGUUGUUCUUGGCUACGUGCAAAGCUACUCCUAGUGAAGAUGCAGACCAUUCUAUACAAUAUGCAAUCAUAGAAAAUGGGUGCAUCAUGGAUGAAACAGUACAGAUACAACCAACUGGUAACCCAGCUGAAAAACAUUUCUCGAUUCAAGCGUUUGAAUUUGUGGAUAGUCCUGGUGAAGUGAUUUAUAUUCACUGUGACAUGCUGGUAUGCAAUGCCUCUGACAUUUAUUCUCGAUGUGAAAUGGGAUGUAUCACCAAUGCGCGUAGAAAACGAGAUGGGGAAAUGGAAUCCUUAGUAUCCCAGUCUGUCAGUCAAGGUCCCAUCAGCCUUACCAAAAGGCAAUCGGGUGUGUUACAUGCUUUCACAGAUGACAGAAGUGAAGACUCUUACACGGGUCCUGGGUUAGUCGUGCUCCUGGGUGUAUUCUGCAUUGGCAUUUUAUUGGUGAUUUCCGCAAUCGUAUAUGUUGCUGGUCAAAGUACUAAACGGGCCAUGCCUUUGAUUGAAGAAUAUUAA